GUUAUAGAAAGUGUCACAAGUUCUCUUACUUGUGACAUUUAAUUAGUAGAAUUACACUUUUCAUAUGUUAAUUAGAGAAACAUUGAGAGACAGAUGUAUCAUUCUUCAGCGAAGAGCAUUUUUGUUGAGGAGAAAAAUGUAGAAAAUGAUGUGCCGCCUAUUUGCCCUAAGCCUAGAAGACUUGGAUCCUCUACUCUUCCUGAAUUCCUCAAAUCCCUAAAUUGCAAUGAUAACAGCCAGAAGAAUUUUGAUGGAAGAAGUGGGAUUCUCAACAUUGUCGCUGAAAAGACUAGAGAUGGAAGAAAUUCACCAUCUUGUUACUCCGGUUCUCCUCCUGGAAGAACCGGUAAUCCUUUGGUACACGACGUGCAAUUUAUUCAGCAGAUGGAGCAUUUUUCACCUUCGACAAGAACCAACUUGUCUGAUAAAUAUGGAUUUACCUCUGUCUCUCCAGCUUGAGCAAUACACAGAGAUUAAAAAAAAAAUCACAAUUUUGUUUACUUUAAGAAGCAUAAUGAUAAGAUGUAUAAGUAAGUCAAGAUCCCUCUUUGAGGGAGUUACCUUUUUUUUUCUUUUUUUGUUAUUUUUUAAUGGGUAGUGUAAUAGUGCCCUGUUAGGUUGUGACGUGAGCAAACAAUAUGUAAAUAUGUAGUACGAUUUUUCUUUUUUGGGCUUUGAUUCAACUGAACAUUAUAUGUACAUGUCAACUUUGAGGAUGACUUGCACUAGUUGUCAAUUGAGAGGCGAGUUUUUGGGUAAAUGCUUACUAAUUUGAGCAAUUAAUGACUUGAAUUCUCUUUUCGUCUUUUUGUCAAAACUUUUGUGCAUCAUCAGAGAUUUUGGUUA
This is a messenger RNA of Lycium barbarum (goji berry), 846 nucleotides long. RefSeq lists its product as uncharacterized. The transcript is spliced from 3 exons. Bases 94 to 459 code for a protein of 121 amino acids. NCBI's taxonomy places the organism in Eukaryota, Viridiplantae, Streptophyta, Magnoliopsida, Solanales, Solanaceae. The record is from RefSeq and is a predicted model, not a curated record.